CUCAGUACUCGGCCUGUCAUCCCCGGAGCGGAGCGGAGCGGAGCGGCAGUCUGCGCCUCCACCAGCUUUCCGCCGCGCUUCACUUCUGCUUCAUGUGGCAUGGAUACGAUCUAGCACCCGCGGUACUACCGAAACAACCAGCAUUGUCUUUUUUUUUUUUUUCGUUUUUUUUUUUUCUUUUCUUUUCCCGUGAAAGCUGCGAGCGGGGACCAUGAUGGAGUACUGGCGGCAGUGCGCGCUGUGGCUGAUCAACUGCAAGGUGCUGCCGGCCAGCCACCGGGUGACAUGGGAGUCCGCUCAGGUGUUCGACCUGGCGCAGACCCUCCGGGACGGGGUCCUCCUGUGCCACCUGCUCAACAACCUCAGACCCCAGUCCAUCAACCUGAAGGAGAUCAACCUGAGACCGCAGAUGUCACAGUUCCUGUGCCUGAAGAACAUCCGGACCUUCCUGGCGGCGUGCAGCGAGACGUUCGGCCUGAAGAGGAGCGAGCUGUUCGAGGCCUUCGACCUCUUCGACGUCAGGGACUUCGGGAAGGUUAUGGACACACUAUCAAAACUUUCCCACACAGCGAUCGCACAGCAAAAUGGAAUCAGAGCCUUUCCAACAGAGGAAAGUGUCGAGGACGACAACAUCUACAACCACCUGGAGGACCUGAUCGACGAGAACGAGCUGGAGGAUGAGGAGGAUCUGUACGACUGCGUGUACGACGACGAAGAGGGCGGAGAGAUCUACGAAGACCUGAUGAAGACCGAGGCCAUCCCUCCGCCGGCCUUUCAGAAGCAGGCGGAGACUGACAUCCGGAGCUGCUGUCUAACAGAGAUCAGGCAGACGGAGGAGAAAUACACCGAGACCCUGGAGUCUAUAGAGAAGCACUUUAUGGCGCCGCUCACCAUGUUUUUAUCCGUGGCCGAGUUGGAGAAGGUGUUUGUGAAUAUUCCGGACCUUGUUAAAGUCCACAAAAGUUUACUGCUGGAGAUCCAGGACUCGGUCCACCACAGAAGUGCCCAGAACCUGUACCAGAUCUUCAUCACUUUCAAAGAGAGGCUGCUGAUCUACGGGAAGUACUGCAGCCACGUGGAGACGGCCAUCGCCACGCUCGACGACAUCUGCAAGAACAGGGAGGACGUGCGCAUGAAGCUCGAGGAAUGUUCAAAAAGAGCAAACUACGGCAAGUUUACACUGAGGGACCUGCUGGUGGUUCCGAUGCAGCGGGUGCUGAAAUACCACCUCCUCCUGCAGGAGCUGGUGAAGCACACGCACGACGCCACCGACAAGGCCAACCUGCGCACGGCGCUGGACGCAAUGAAGGACUUGGCUCAAUAUGUUAAUGAGGUCAAGAGGGACAACGAGACGCUGCGAGAGAUAGAUCAGUAUCAAAAAUCUAUUGAAAACCUGAACCAGCCUCUGAGUAACUACGGGAGACCCAAAGGUGACGGGGAGGUCCGGGUGGCCUCGGUGGACAAACGAGCCAAACAGGACAGGCACAUCUUCCUCUUCGACGCCGCCGUCAUCGUGUGCAAGCGGCGAGGGGACAACUACGAGAUGAAGGAGGUGAUCGACCUGCACCUCUUCAAGAUCACCAACAACCCCACGUCGGACAAGGAGAACCGCAAGUGGUCGUACGGAUUCUACCUCACUCACAACCAGGGCCAGAGCGGCUUCGAGUUCUUCUUCAAGACCAAAGAGCUGAAAAAGAAGUGGCUGGAGCAGUUUGGCAUGGCCAUAUCAAACAUCCGUCCCGAGAACGCCGCCAACAACUUCCACGAGUUCCACAUGCACACCUUCGAGCGGAUCACCUCCUGCAACUCCUGCCACAUGUUACUGAGGGGCGUCUUCAACCAGGGCUACCUGUGCUCCAAGUGCGGUUUAGGCGCCCAUAAAGAAUGCCUGGGCCGCUUCGGCUGCUGUGGAAAAACAGAUUCCGGCCCCGUCAGAACUCAGGGCAAAGAUCGAGAUCCAGGUUUGCCCAAGAUGCUGGUGAUCAGGAACUACUUCGGCGUGCCCAGCCCCGCCUCCGGCCCGGCGCUCAGCAUCCAGACGGGAGACAUCAUUGAAUUAAUCCGCGCCGACCUUCACAGCCCCUGGUGGCAGGGCAAGAUCCUGUCGACGAAGGAGGUGGGCUUCUUCCCCAGCGACGCGGUCAAGCCUUGCCCAUGCGUCCCCAAGCCCGUGGACUACUCCUCUCAGCCCUGGUUCGCAGGCCCGAUGGAGCGGCUGCAGGCGGAGGCGGAGCUCAUCAACAGGGUCAACAGCACCUACCUGGUUCGCCACCGCACCAAGGAGUUCACCGAGUACGCCAUCAGCAUCAAGUACAACAACGACGUGAAGCACAUAAAGAUCCUGACCAAGGAGGGCUGCUUCCACAUCGCCGAGAACAAGAAGUUCAGGAGCAUAUUAGAGCUGAUCGAGUACUACAAGCACCACUCUCUGAAGGAAGGCUUCAGGAGUCUGGACACCACGCUGCAGUUCCCGUACCGGGAGCCGGAGAACGCCGCCGUGCACCGGCUCAACCGCCCCGGCGGCAACACCCCAUUGCUCUGCGGCCUCUCUCUUGUAACUCCUGCCGGCUACAGCUUUGUUCCUCCUUCCUCUGCUCCCUUCUGGUCAGUGUUUACUCCCAAAGUGAUCGGCGUGGCGAUCGCGCGGUACGACUUCAGCUCGCGGGACACCCGGGAGCUGUCGCUGCAGGAGGGCGACGUGGUGAAGAUCUACACCAAGUCCGGGGCCAACGGCUGGUGGCGGGGCGAGGUCAACGGCAGGGUCGGCUGGUUUCCGUCCACAUACGUGGAAGAGGGUGAGGAGUGAACGCCGGUCCAGCACCGAGGGACCGAAAGAAGCCGAAAAGCACGCCGAGCACACGGCGGCGGCGAGCAGCGGGCUCCCGCGCCGCCACCGCCAGCUCCAGCGUUACUUCACCCCCCCCCCCCCCUCCCCUCGACGCCGCUGCCUGAAACCUUCCCAGAGGCCUUUGCAGGACGGAGAAAGGGCUACGGAACGCCGACCGCUUCCGCUGGACUCUGCAGCUGAGCGGCUCCAUCAGCCGGCAGCUUGCCUGUCAGCGGGGGGGGGGGGGGGGGGCUCUCGCCAGACGCCACACCCUCCCCUCCUCAUCUGCCCCCGACUUCAUCCAUAAUUCAUCGCUCACUGUCUCCCUCCCUGCCCUCGCCGGCCACAGCCCGCCGCCCCCCCCCCCUCCUCAAACUCCCACCUGUUUCCCGCCUGCCAAGUCGGGCGUCGCCAAAACUGUCAAAAGCAGGAAGUGAACUGCCGCUCUUCUCUUCCAUUCAUGCGCUCAUCCAUCCAUCCAUUCCCCCCCCCCCCCCCCGCCGUGUGGGAAUAGAGUCAUCUGAGAGCUGCAGGAGACCCACGCUGGCUUCUGUCUCGGGCUCGCUCUCAUUUCAUUCAGCUUUGACCUUGCCUGUGUUUGUUCCUCUAAUGCAGGUGGUUAUUGAUGACCCAGAUUCACACACACACACACACACACACACACACACACUUACACACACACACACCACCCACCUCUCCUCCCUUUCAGAUUAUGAUCGCCUCGCACGCACUCCUACAGGAGGUGCACGUAGCGGAGGGAUGGCGUCGGAUAGCAUCGAUGCGCGCUGCCAGCAAUUGAUCGCCGCUGUUCCUGUUUUCCUCCCACCUCCUGCAUCCUUUAUCUGCAGCCCGGCCUCUCAUGUUUUUCGCUUGUCUUGGCCGUUAGUGAUCCGCCGCUCUUAUCGGUGGCGGCCCUGUCGGCGAGCGCCCGCUCGCCGAGGGUUGAUCUUAUUGGAGGCAUUAGCGGCUUGUCGGGGGGGAAAGCUGCGCUCCUGCCCCCUUCACCUGGAACCGCUACCCGGCUUUAGACCUCAUUUCCUCUCUUUACAUCACUUUUCCUUGUCUUUUGAUCAAACUUUAUCACUUCCUUGAUGGAUAUAAUGCAUCGCCGUAUUGACGCUGACGUUUAAUCCAUCAUCUUCUUCCAGGCUUUUAGAGACUUUUUCAUCAAAAAUUACAAUUUUGGCAGAAACACUGAUCCGCUUGGCAUCGUAUCCAAAAUAUUAGCUUUCACGGAGCUGUCCACCCUCGUACUUUUUCCCUCUUUCAGUGUUUCACCCUCACCUCUCUAAACACCGUGUCCACAAAUUCUCCCUGAUCCUCUGGAAAAAGAGGAUUUUCCCACAUUUGAAACAACCGGUGCCAUAAAUCUGGUGAGUCAUGUUGAUAAAGGAGGAAAGUACAGUGAUUAACGGUAAUCUGCGAGGCGAGGCUGAGCAGCAGCUGGCUCUGUGCAGCCACUCAGGCCAAGCAAACUUUGUCUUUACAUGGUGUACAUAAUGAUAUAUUUUAUUUAAGCGAUGUUCGGUGCUACGUGCAGGUCGGCGUGUGACGGAGCGAUCUAAAUCUACUUUAUUUCUGAUAAUCACAACACUAUUUCGGUCCUGUCUGGAGGUUGAAUUGCAGUGUACAUAAAGACACGGGCAGCAGUUUGUUGAGGCGCAGCAUUCCCUUUAAAGAUUCGCUCUAAACUUUAUGCUGUGAAGGUCGACUGUUUAUUUUCAAGCCAGCCAUGUGGGAAAAUCGCACUGAGGCGUCACUUUCCUGCAUCCUCUCAUCAACAGUAGCGUAAAGUGGCCACUAGAUGGAAGCAUGUUAAACAGCUCUCCCUCUGAGAGGCGUCGCCGCUGAAGUUUGGAGAAACCGUCAUGAGACGAGGAGCCGGAACCGCCGGAGUCAGCGGUGAACGUAGGAGGUUCAGGUUCUUCCCUCAGAUGAACGUGAGCGCAGUGUCGGUCGUCCGGUGUUGAAGAGCCUCCCCUCCCCUCCCCUCCCCUCCCCUCUCCUCUCUCUGCUGCCGCUCAGCGCUCACACAAGAUGUGAAGCAUUUUAAGGAAAUCUCAGGGAGAGCUGUGCGGUCCUGCCGGAGCCGGAGUGGCUCCUCUGAUCGCAGGCUGCGGUAAUCCACUCCCGCUCUGCCUCCUCCGCCCAGAUGAACUCUGACAGCGGGGCCAUUUACAACUGCAGGCCUUCCUCUCCUCCGAGUGCGCCUCCGGAUUUUUCUGUGUGAGUGUGUGUGUGUGAGUGUGUGUGUGGACGGGAGGAAGGCUCAAGGGUAUCUGUGAUCUAAUCAUUACACCAUCUCCUCACCUCGGCGACCCUGCUGCAUCCAUCUGACUGUCGGCUCCCCUCUCUUCUCCCUCUCCCUCUCUCGCUGUGUCACUUCCCCGCUCUCUCCCGCUCUCUUUACUGCUCUCCUUCCCCAUCCAUCUUUCAUCCAAUCUCCGUCUCCUCCGUCUCCCCCUCUGUAUUCUGUCCCUCACCUCCACGUUUUGUAGCCUGACUGGAGGAAGAUGAAAAAAAAAAAAAGUCAGUGUUACAAAUGGAGGAGAGAGAGGACUGCUUUCAUUUUACAC
This is a messenger RNA of Salarias fasciatus (jewelled blenny), 5403 nucleotides long. It is a transcript of the gene vav3a, whose product is annotated as vav guanine nucleotide exchange factor 3. The record is from RefSeq and is a predicted model, not a curated record. NCBI's taxonomy places the organism in Eukaryota, Metazoa, Chordata, Actinopteri, Blenniiformes, Blenniidae. Gene Ontology annotation, cellular component: plasma membrane; cytoplasm. Bases 212 to 2806 code for a protein of 864 amino acids. The transcript is spliced from 28 exons. Gene Ontology annotation, biological process: cell migration; regulation of GTPase activity; intracellular signal transduction. Gene Ontology annotation, molecular function: protein binding; guanyl-nucleotide exchange factor activity.